UGCUGCAGCCCCAGCCCGGCCAUGGAGAGCACAGAGGUGGAGUCGGACAUCCUGCGCCGUGUCCGCACGCUGCUGCGAGAGCUGGACGGCCACCAUCCCGCCUGCCAGCGCGACCGAGGGAUGCUGCGAUGGACACUGCACAAAAAAAUUGACCAGAAUCCCAGUAACAGCUCCAUCCUGGUCAGGAUCUUGGUGAAAGAGCUGGAAAGGGCGGAGCGAGGCGACUACCGACAUUAUAUCAUCCCCCUGCUGCACACGCUGAUGUACACCCUGAUAAAGGCUCCCUGUACCUCCGAUGAGCUCUGCAGCAGAGUGUAUGACUUCUGCAAGAAGCUGCUCACCCUGCCCAAGCCUUUCUGCACCAUUGGUUUGGACUACGCUAUCAGGCUGAAGAUGGAAAGGACAGCACCGGGUAUGCUCUACCAAAGAAUGGUGAUUUCCGAACAAAGUCUAAAAAGCGACCCGUACCCUUACCAGGAAAAGAUUUUCAUCUUCGCCGACCCGGAGCUGCUCUCCGAAGCCAUCUGCAACGCUCUGGUCACCGACACGCAGGCAGCUCGGCUCUCCCAGAGCCCACGGGCAUGCAUGUGCUACGUGAUCAUCCACGCCAUGCAGGCAGCCCUGGGCGAGGGCUGCGACCUCAGCGGCUUGAGGAUGAGCCUCCAGGACAUGUCCACGAGUGAGGUCGAGCACUGGUUCCAGCAAGUGGUGGCAGCUGUCGAGUGUGCGGGAAGUGAAGCGAGUGUGGACCGUGGACAGCACGUGGAGAGGCUGGAGAAAAUUUACUGCACCCUCCGCGGCUCCUUGCCACCAGGUGAUGCUCCCCUGGGGAGGCUGCAGGGCAUCCCUCUGCCCAACCCCAACAUCAGCUUCCACCUCUGGAAGGAAGACGACCAGCUCUGGAAGGAGCUGGUGCUGUUCAUCCGCCCGCUGUCGCAGAGCUGCGAGCCCGACCACCUGAGCCAGGACCUGGACAACUUCGAGAUCCAGGACAUCAUUUCGGAGUGCGAGUCCUGCGAGCAGACCCGCUUCUCCGUGCUCUCCACCGACAGCGGCAUCGAGCGGGACCUGCCGCCGGCAGCCGAGGAGCCCUUCGCCCCUUGCAGCACCGACACGGAGCAAUCCCGGCUCCAGAGGAAGGGCGGCAUUAAAAAGAAGCCAUCCCCACUGGAGAGCAUGGCGUUCCUGCAGACCGGCUGCAACGGCCCCGGGGCGAAGCCCGCGGCCAAGGCGCAGAAGAGGACGGGCGUCCCCGCCAAGCCCCCGGCCCCGCUCCAGAGGCUGCACACUGCGCGCAUCGUGCUGCUGGGGGACGACCGGGUCCUGGGGCGCCUGGCCCAAGCCUACCACUCCUUGAGGAAGCGAGAAACACGGCGUGUGUUCCUGACUCCGAGGCUGAACCUGCAGUUCUACUACAUCCCGGUCGUGACGGGGCAGUCGAGCGUGCCGACAGCCGCGGUGAGUCCGACCCAUGCUGCUGCCAGCCCCGAGGAGCUCUGCGAGGUGGCCGGGUACCUGGGCAGAGCCGACCCCUGGUACGAGAGCAACAUCAACACGCUGUGCCACAUGAUCCCCAAGCUGGCCACCAUGCCUUCCUCUCCAAGCAAACAUCUUGUGACUGAUCUCUUCAUCACCGAUGUGAUCGCCUACUACGUCCGCAUGGGUGCCCAGCCCGUCUGCUUCCAGGUCUACAUGGUGAAGGUUUUCUUCAAUGACCCAGCACUGGAGCCAGCUGAGGACGUCUUCCUCACUGAGCUGUGUGCCCAGAUGCAGGACAGCAUCUCCCACAGAGACUUAAACCUGACCAAGAAGAAAACGACCCUGGAGGGCCCUGGCAUAGAUCUUGCAGUAAUGUACAAGAAGGUUGUGGUGAGUGAUCGGGCAAAGGAGGUGUCGGCGUCCCUGCGCUCCACAGGCCUCGUGAUGAAGGCCAUCCCUGCUGAUGAGGCCGAAGAUCUGUUGUGUCUGAAUGUGAACGUCACUGAAAUCAUUAAGAUCAACAACUUGUCGGGACGAUCCUUCUCAGCUGUGGCAAACAGGUUGAAAACACGCGAUAUCAAAAUCAGGAGCACAGAGCAGAGGCCCUUCACGGUGUGCCUGGACAAGGACAGCAGAAGAACCUACAGGAAUGUGAUCAGUGUGGAAGUGUCACCCUGCCUAGAGCCCAGCUACUGCUUGCAAAAAACAAGGACAAUGAAAUCCAGCGUGCAUGAAGCAGAGGAUGUGGGCCUUGUGAAAUACAUGCCCAAGUCUCUGCUGUUGCCCAUCAACACGUUUGCAGGAGUCAUCCAAUGA
Molecule: messenger RNA, 2295 nt
Organism: Cygnus atratus (black swan)
Lineage: Eukaryota; Metazoa; Chordata; Aves; Anseriformes; Anatidae
Gene: PIK3R6
Product: phosphoinositide-3-kinase regulatory subunit 6
Exons: 19
Coding region: 22-2295 (757 amino acids)
Biological process (GO): G protein-coupled receptor signaling pathway; positive regulation of MAP kinase activity
Cellular component (GO): phosphatidylinositol 3-kinase complex, class IB
Molecular function (GO): 1-phosphatidylinositol-3-kinase regulator activity
Source: RefSeq, a predicted model, not a curated record